AUGAAACCAUAUUUAGUUUUAAUAUUGCUAGCAGUCACAGUUUUGACUACAUCUGCUCAAACUUGUGAGAAAAUAACAGAUGAAACAGAAUGUCAUUCAAGUGUAGAUUGUGUUGUCUUACAGUAUGUCACUUGCUGUGGAAAACAACACUUCUAUUGUGCCACUAAUAAAGAUUGUAAAUCAGAGUUGAGCUGUAUGAAAUUGCCAAAUGGUGAGAUUGCCGAGUCAUGGAGCUCAUGUAUGUUUAAAGAUGGAGUCCGUAUUCCAACUCCAAAUGCCACCUGUGACAGCUUGAAGUGCGAGUCCAAAGGUAUGAGCUGUGAGAUGAUCGAUCCACCAUGUAUGGGUACUUCAUGUUGUCCAAGACAACCAGAGUGUAGAGGUCAAUCGGGAGAUUCUACCGGUGCACAAACUUCAUCGUCGUCAACAUCCGGUACAUCAACUUCUGGAGCUUCAUCAUCAUCAUCAUCCGGUGCAUCAACCUCAGGAGCUUCAACUUCUGGACAAACCGGUACUUCUGGUUCCAGCACUUCAUCAUCAUCAUCAUCAUCCUCAUCCUCAUCCGGUUCUUCACAGUCCUGUAUCAAUUACAACUGUCCAAACAACCAUAAAUGUGUUUUAAAUAAUGGAGUACCACUUUGCGUACCAAGUUCAACCUCUGGUUCUAGUUCAUCGUCUGGCUCAUCCUCUGGUCAAUCAUCUGGAGGUUCUGAAGUCUGCCGUAACAACUACUGUCCACCACACACCUAUUGUGUCGAAGAGAAUGGUCAACCAAAAUGCUUGCCAGUUCCAUCCAACUCUGGUGAAUCAUCCGGAGGUUCUGCAGUCUGCCGUAACAACAACUGUCCACCACACACCUAUUGCGUUGAAGAGAAUGGUCAACCAAAAUGUUUACCAGUUCCACCAAACAACUCUGGUUCAUCCGGUCAAUCCUCUUCCUCUGGUGGAGGUUUAGCCUGUACCAACUAUCAAUGUCCACCAAAUUUCUACUGCGCCGUACAAAACGGUGUCCCAUACUGUGUUAGAAGCUCUACUUCCGGUCAAACCUCGUCAUCAGGUUCCUCUUCCUCCUCUGGUCAAACUUCAUCGUCAGGUUCCUCGUCAUCUGGUGGUAAUAUGUGUGCCAACUACAGAUGUAACGAUGGAUUUAUUUGUGUUGUCCAAAACGGUGUCCCAACUUGUGUCCAUGCCUCUUCUUCCGGUCAAACUUCAUCGUCAGGUUCAUCAUCUGGUGGUAAUUUGUGUUCCAACUACAAAUGUGAUUAUGGAUUCUUCUGUAUUGUCCAAAACGGUAGUCCAACCUGUGUCCGUGGAUCAAGUUCCGGUCAGACCUCUGGUUUAGACCAAUGCCACAAUUUCCAAUGUCCAUGGGGAUCUUUUUGUGUCAUCCAAAACGGACAACCAGUAUGUAUCCGUUCUCAAACCAGCGGUGCAGAUCCAUGUUCUAACUACCAAUGCCCAUGGGGAACCUUCUGUGUUCUCCAAAACGGACAACCAGUCUGUAUCAAACGUCAACCACCACCCCCACCCGAUUGUGAUUGUGAAGCAAUCCACGAAAAAGAUCAAUGUCAUACCAGAUACCCACAAUGCCGUUGGCUUACAUUCCAAGGUUGCUGUGGACAAACCAAGAGUGUUUGUGUAGACUCUCGUGGAACCAGUUGCAGUAUGGACUUGAGCUGUGCAACCGACAAGUAUGGCGACAUCUAUGAGAUCUGGUCACAAUGCAAACCACACCACGGAUGGACUCCAUACAUUCCAAGAAACAUGACUUGUGAAUCCUUGAGAUGUGCUGAACGUGGUCUUGGUUGUGUUUAUGGAAAGAACACUCAAUGUGUUGGUACUUCAUGUUGCCCAAUGACUGCCUAUUGUGUUGCUCCACCAUCGUCUGGACACUCGAUUGCCACCACCACCUUUACCUCUGCCUCACCAUCUACAACUACUGCCUCCACCACCGCCUCAACAACCGCCACCAUUUGUGAAACUAUCACCAUUACAGUUGGAAGCUCUGGAGGACCUACCACUCGUCCACCAACAACAGGUCCACCAACAACAGGUCCACCAACAACAGGUCCACCAACAACAGGUCCACCAACAACAGGUCCACCAACAACUGGUCCACCAACAACUGGUCCACCAACAACUGGCCCACCAACAACUGGUCCACCAACAACAGGUCCACCAACAACUGGCCCACCAACAACAGGUCCACCAACAACAGGUCCACCAACAACUGGCCCACCAACAACAGGUCCACCAACAACAGGUCCACCAACAACUGGCCCACCAACAACAGGUCCACCAACAACUGGUCCACCAACAACUGGCCCACCAACAACUGGUCCACCAACAACUGGCCCACCAACAACUGGUCCACCAACAACUGGUCCACCAACAACUGGUCCACCAACAACUGGUCCACCAACAACUGGUCCACCAACAACUGGUCCACCAACAACUGGCCCACCAACAACUGGCCCACCAACAACUGGCCCACCAACAACUGGCCCACCAACAACUGGUCCACCAACAACUGGUCCACCAACAACAGGUCCACCAACAUCAGGUCCACCAACAUCAGGUGGUCCACCAACAACUACAGCUCCACCAACAACUACUGCUCCACCAACAACAACUGCUCCACCAACAACUACAGCUCCACCAACAACUACCGCUCCACCAACAACUACUGCCCCUGCAACCACUACCGCAAUUAGCGGUAUCGCCACUGGUGUAACUGGUCUAACUACCAUUGCCGGUGUCACUCAAACUACCACUGCUCCACCAACAACAACUGCUCCACCAACAACAACUGCUCCACCAACAACAACUGCUCCACCAACAACAACUGCUCCACCAACAACUGGUCCACCAACAACAGGCCCACCAACAACUGGUCCACCAACAACUGGUCCACCAACAUCAGGUCCACCAACAUCAGGUCCACCAACAUCUGGUCCACCAACAACAGGUCCACCAACAACUGGUCCACCAACAACAGGUCCACCAACAUCAGGUCCACCAACAUCAGGUCCACCAACAUCAGGUCCACCAACAUCAGGUCCACCAACAACAACUGCUCCACCAACAACAACUGCUCCACCAACAACAACUGCUCCACCAACAACUACCGCUCCACCAACAACUACUGCCCCUGCAACCACUACCGCAAUUGGCGGUAUCGCCACUGGUGUAACUGGUCUAACUACCGUUGCUGGUGCAACCACUCCAUAA
Molecule: messenger RNA, 3231 nt
Organism: Heterostelium album PN500
Lineage: Eukaryota; Evosea; Eumycetozoa; Acytosteliales; Acytosteliaceae
Gene: pspD
Product: spore coat protein SP87
Exons: 2
Coding region: 1-3231 (1076 amino acids)
Source: RefSeq, a predicted model, not a curated record